GUUAGAAUGACAUGUUUGAUUGACUGUACUUAUUACAUUAAUAAUUCGCGUAUUUUGCAGUAAUCUAUUGAUUCAUUCUUCGUGUAAAGCAAACCAUUAGUUAAUAUUCAAUUAAACCAACUCACUAGUAGUGCAUAGAUUAGAUAAAAUAUGAUUAUGUUAUAUUAUAUUUAUAUACUCUUUAUAAAUAUGGUAAUAACUUUAGUAAGUCCUGCGGACUUGGGAUUAUCAAAAUGCUUACAAGUAGUUCGUAUAAUAAAGCCAAAAUACCACUUCACUAAAGGUUGCGCUACAUCUAAUAUGAGAAGUUUAGCUAGUUCUAAUGCAUCAGACGCUGAACAGUGUGCUCGGUUAGCUGAAUCCAAUAAUGCAUUUGCAUUUGCUUACACGAAUAUAACUGAAGGAGUAAAUAUAACUAUUAGUUCAACGUGUGUAGUAUUCGAGUGUCCAGAAUAUCACGGAUUUUUGACCUCUUCAAUUGCAGAUCAAUCAUUAUACAAUUAUUAUAGUGCUUAUUCAAAGCCAUUACCUAAUGAGAAUUACACAUGCAUUCCUGGUCUUGGCGUAUUUGAUAUAAUAACAAACCGUAUGAAUUACUCCGAUGCAAUAGAGGCAUGUAUUGAUGCAGGAGGUCACUUAGCUAACAUAGUCUCAGAUACACGCACAUCAUUACUAGCUUCUUUAGUGUCAUCUGCUCUCACCAAUUAUACAACUAAACAUCAAAGGGCGUUUGUGGGUCUAUUCUUUGAUGAACAUUUUGUAACUAUCACAGGAGAACCACUUGCUUGUUUACCCUAUAGAGCUUGGGCACCAGGACAUCCAAAAUCUAGGAAAAUUAAAAAAGACUGUGUAGUUCUUACUAGCAACAGAUACUGGGAAACAGAAGAUUGCUCAAAAAAUAUGCCAUUCAUUUGUGAGCUUAUUGCUGAUGGCCCAAUGAGUGCUGUUGAAAGAUAUUGCGCUCCAAUAAAAAAUCAUAGAAGAAGAAAAAAUUGUAUAGUGCGCAAUUACAAGCAAUUUGAACAAAUCGAGCAAACAGAACAACAAUGUAUUGAUAUUAUGAACAACUCUGUUGGUACAUAGGAAAUUACAGAGAUUUAAAAAUGAAAAAUUAAGUACAAAAUGACAAAUAGUUAUAUAUAAUAUUAUACUAUUAUUAUUUAACAGAGAAUACAAUUAUCAUACAUAUUAUAAAAAUAAAUAUUGCUAAUGUUUUAAACAAUACUUUGUAAAAAUUUUCUAAUCAUUGCUUUUGGUAAAAUAAAAAAACUAAUAGAAGUAAAAAAUAUAACCAAGUAAAUAAAUAUAUUAAUUACUGAUAUAAAUUCUCAAUAUCCGUUUUGUACUUUUCAUAAAUCUCUCUCCGUUUUAUUUUAAAGGCUGCUGUUACCAAAUCAUUAUCUGGUGUCCAUAUCUCAGUGCAUAUUUUUAGGGCAACAGGUAUUUCGAACCUUUGAAGUUUAUCUGAAUAUUCACAAUUUAAACAACUAUAAUAUGUUUUAAUAUAUUAGUAUAUAUUUUUUACUUACUACUUUGACCAUAAGCUGUUAAUUCAUCUAAUACCAUUUUUACAAGUUGUUUGUUUGUAUAUAGUUCUUCAGGAUCAAUAUUUUUUGGAUCUUCAAUACCUAAUUCUAAAGCCAUACUUAAUAGAUGUGGACGAUUGGGAACAAUUAAAGCAAUUG
This is a messenger RNA of Daktulosphaira vitifoliae (grape phylloxera), 1685 nucleotides long. RefSeq lists its product as uncharacterized. The record is from RefSeq and is a predicted model, not a curated record. The transcript has 5 exons. Bases 151 to 1083 code for a protein of 310 amino acids. Lineage: Eukaryota; Metazoa; Arthropoda; Insecta; Hemiptera; Phylloxeridae.